Molecule: messenger RNA, 3928 nt
Organism: Lagopus muta (rock ptarmigan)
Lineage: Eukaryota; Metazoa; Chordata; Aves; Galliformes; Phasianidae
Gene: GABRR3
Product: gamma-aminobutyric acid type A receptor subunit rho3
Exons: 12
Coding region: 1083-2492 (469 amino acids)
Biological process (GO): monoatomic ion transmembrane transport; signal transduction; nervous system process
Cellular component (GO): neuron projection; synapse; GABA-A receptor complex
Molecular function (GO): extracellular ligand-gated monoatomic ion channel activity; neurotransmitter receptor activity; GABA-A receptor activity
Source: RefSeq, a predicted model, not a curated record
GAGAAAAUGUCAGGAACUGUAAAUCAGAUGGAUGAGGGUACCUGAGUGGGAGGCUCCACACCCCGAGCCUUGCAGGGACCUGAUUCCAGUUUCAACACAGGCAAAAGGCUUGGAGAAGGGAUAUGAAUCACAGAAAUACAGGGAGAUGAGAAACCUAAGGCUUUGAGGAGAUGGAAGCAGCAAUUAUAUGGAACCCAAGUGCCAGUAAAAGGGCAAAGGAAGAAUGGAGUGGAAGAAAAGAGUGAGGAGAUGGAUAGGGAUUUUUAUUUUAAUUUUUUUUUAAGGUUAGAAGAAUGGUUGAGAAGAAAAACUGGGCAGGUGAACACAGGGGAUUAGUAAGCAAGAGCAAAGUACAAAGGCUUCAAAAGCAAUCCAGCAAAGUGAAUUUAGGAAAGAGGAAAUAAUUGUAGAGGAGAAAAGGCUUUGGAGACAGAGGGUGCUGAGAGCAUUGGAUGUUUUGGAACACCGCACAGCUGUGGAAAAUGGGAAACUUCCUACCCAAAGGAUGGAAGCCUGAAAAUCUACCCUGGAGAUCCACUAAGAGCUGUUGGAAACACUAUCUGGCUAACCCCACGUCAGGCUACAAAUAAUCUUCUCUGGGAUUGCUGAGCAAGAAAGGACUGCAACAUGAACAGUGAAGAGUGUGAGGGUCACAGGAAGGUAGCUCUUCAACUCCACAUGGAAAAUUCAUCAGGAAUUAGCAGGCUAUGUUGAAGAGGUUACUGAGCGGGUGAUGGAGAAUUCAAAUAUGCUCCUGUGCUGAAAGAGUGGAAGCAAUGGAUCAGACUGCAGCCCGGCAAAACAAAGUGCUGUAUUUACUACAUUUCUAAAAGUAAGGUGCUUCUGAUUUGACAGCAGAUGCUGCAGGGAUGUAGAGCUUAAGGAAUUUUUAUGUUUUGCCAAAAUAUGAGGGGAACUCAGCGAGGGCAUCAGAACUGGGAUGCCACCGUUUUCUUUCUUCAGUAAUGCCUUUCUUCGCGUGCAUCCCUUGUAUGAUAUGCUGUUUCUAAACAGUAAAAACACUAAAAAUAAAAAGUCAGCAAGGUGGAUUGGCUGAUCAGGUGCAUUUAUCUUUGGAAGAGAUGGUCCUGGUCAUUAAGCUUCUGUUCUUUACCUGCCUGUGGCCGACAGCAGUGCUACACAGCUCUCAAGGUCAGCAUCACCAUCUUCACCAUCGACAACAAUUCUCAUUCUUAAGAAAGCAUAACAGCAAACGAGAUAUUAAAAUGAGGAAACUUGACAGCACCAAAGUCCGGCCACUUAAAUCUGAGCAGCUUCUUCGCAUAGAGGACCAUGACUUUGCACUGAGACCUGGAUUUGGAGGGUCGCCAAUACCUGUGGGCAUUGAUGUGCAGGUAGAAAGCAUUGACAGCAUAUCUGAAGUUGACAUGGACUUCACGAUGACUUUAUAUCUCAGACAUUACUGGAAGGAUGAGAGACUUUCAUUUCGUAGUACCAAAAACAAAAGUAUGACUUUUGAUGGAAGACUGAUAAAAAAGAUCUGGGUACCUGAUGUGUUUUUUGUACACUCCAAAAGAUCUUUCAUCCAUGAUACAACUGUGGAAAACGUCAUGCUCCGAGUGUACCCCGAUGGCAAUGUACUCUUCAGUCUCCGAAUAACAGUUUCUGCUAUGUGUUUCAUGGACUUCAGUAGGUUUCCUCUGGAUACCCAGAACUGUUCUUUAGAACUGGAAAGCUAUGCAUACAAUGAAGAUGAUCUGAUGUUAUACUGGAAACAUGGAAAUGAGUCCUUGAGCACAGAUGAGCACAUCUCCCUCUCCCAGUUUUUCAUUGAAGAAUUCAGUGCUUCCAGCGGACUUGCAUUUUACAGCAGUACUGGCUGGUACAAUCGACUCUUCAUAAACUUUGCACUCCGGAGACAUAUUUUCUUUUUUGUGCUACAAUCUUAUUUCCCAGCCAUGCUGAUGGUGAUGCUGUCUUGGGUUUCUUUUUGGAUUGACAGAAGAGCCGUCCCUGCCAGGGUAUCACUAGGCAUAACUACGGUGCUGACAAUGUCAACCAUCAUCACAGGAGUAAGUGCCUCAAUGCCUCAAGUGUCUUACAUAAAGGCUGUGGAUGUGUAUUUAUGGAUCAGCUUCCUUUUUGUCUUCCUGUCUGUCAUUGAAUAUGCAGCAGUGAACUAUCUCACCACAAUUGAAGAGAGAAAGCAACUCAAGAAAAGGGGCAAGGCCUCAGGAAUGUACAAUAUUGAUACAGUGCAAGCAAUGGCUUUUGAUGGCUGCUACCAUGAUCCUGAUGUUGAGAUGGACCUGCCUGCUUUCACUGACCGCUGUGAAGAGAAUGAAACUCGAGCACGAGCAGUCAGUGUCUCCAACGUGGGCACAGCUCGCAUCAAGAGGAAGAGAUCUUUUAAGGGAAACGUGGGCAGGAUUAUUCUACAGAACAACCACGUCAUUGACACGUAUUCCAGGAUUAUAUUUCCCAGUGUGUAUAUUGUGUUCAACUUUUUUUACUGGGGUUUGUACAUAUGAACAGAAAUCAUUAUAAGCUAGAUUUUAUCUUGGAUAUGUGGGUAAUGCAACAGCAGUAGAGGAAAGGGUUAAAAGCUUCUGAAACUGGCUUCUGCAUCAAACCAAGGCUGGUUUGGUUAACAGCAAAACUGCUGAUGGAAAAACUCUCACAGUCUGACAUUUCAGCUGGACUGCUCCAUAAUUCACUGGGACAACCCAAUGUGCAUGCUACUGCUGCAGUAUCACAGAAGCAGCUUGCUCACUAAGAGAGCCCUUUAUCACACACCUAAACAGAUAGCAGCUCCUGGCCAAUGUGUUAUCCAGUGUCCAUCUACGCUCUAACCAUUCCCCUUUAAUCAGCCUUUCUGUUUGUUCUCCACUUGUUAUCCAGUUGUUUUGCAGUCAGCACCAAUCACCUUCAAAUUGCCCCUACCCCAGUUUCACUUAAUGCAUUUCUGUUUUGCUAGACAACCUGUGUGCACCUCAGGAGCCUUUGUUCUUUGAUGGUAAGGAAGUGGGGAAAGCGACUGUGACUUAGCAGUGGGUUAGAGAUCAGCAGAAAGCAGGAAGAGUUGAAGAGGCUUUGAAGAGGCUUUGUACACUGUGCAUAACCAAUGCCUCAAGAAAAAUCUUCCUGUCAGCUGUUCCUGGCUUUCCAUCAGGCUACUGGGAAGGACCUCUAUUUUGGAGAAAUCUUGCUCACUAGUCCCCAAGAUAGCACAGGAAUAAUGACCCAAACCAAUGCACUUGGGGUCUUACAGCCACCUCCCCAUGAGUAAAUAGCAUCACCUACACAAGGUGUGCCCUUCAUGUGACACCCCCACACCUGUUCCUCAUGUGAAACUACACUAAUCACCUGCUUUCUUCCUAGCUGCUCAUUUCAGAAACCCAGCUUUGAGGAAGAUAUUUUAGAAUACUUCAUCAAGAAAACAAACCAACCUGUUACUUCUGACAAAACUUGGGAUUUUGUCCCACCCUUGGCUUCUGAGGUUGAAAGUUAGAGAAGCCAUUCAUGCCUGCAUGCGAUGCUGGUCCCCAUCACAGGCCAGGUUACUACACUGAGAUCUGAGAUACACAGGAAAUAAAAAGAAUCAUCUGUGCCAAAACAGAGCCACAUAUAGGAAUCCUACUGGUCCCAGAUGGAUGCUGCAUGGAAAUAAAUAGCCUUUCCGGGUAAGGGUACUGGCUAAGAAAGUAACACUUUUGGCUAAGGAAGUUGAAAUAACGAUGUCCAGGGACAUAACGAAAGUGUUCACAACUCCAGAAAAGAAUGAAGAAUACUUUCUGUGACUUCUCGAAGUAAGAAGCAUUUUUCACUUAAAUUUCCUGGGUUUAUCUGUCAUUUAAUGAAGUGGGUUUAAAUUUACAAAGUUGGUUCGAAAUAAUAAUUCGUGGUGGCAAAAAAUGUCAAAAGGUCACUGCUUGGUUAAGAUUAUUAGGAAAUGGGAAUAAAUUUG